GUCACCAGGAGAUGGGUCCAGCACACCAAGAUCACCCAGAGUAAAUAAGGGUGGAAAAACUGUAAAGGAUAAGCGUUCAGAUUCGGAUUUCAUUUUUGGGAAACUCAUUGGUGAAGGAAGCUUUUCCAGUGUUUACCUAGCAAAAGACAUACAUACAAGCCAAGAAUAUGCAGUUAAGGUCUGUGAGAAGGAAUUAAUUAUUCGAGAGAAAAAAGUCCAGCAAGUGACGAGAGAGAAGGAUGUAAUGAACAUCCUUAACAGUAACCAGAAUCCAAAAGCUCCAUUUUUUGUUAAGCUAUCAUAUGCUUUUCAAGGGGAUUAUAAGCUUUAUUUUGUGAUGACAUACUGUAAAAAUGGUGAACUUCUAAAUUUAAUCCAAAGGGUAGGCAAUUUUGAUAGAGAGUGUGCAAGGUUCUACACUGCAGAAAUAAUCAGAGCAUUAGAACAUCUUCAUUCAUUAAAUAUUAUUCAUAGAGAUUUAAAACCAGAAAAUAUUUUGCUAGAUGAAAGAAUGCACAUAAAGAUAACAGACUUUGGCUCUGCUAAGAUUCUCUCAAAAGAAGAAAUAGAAGGAUUAGAUGAUGGGAAGGGCCGCAAAAACAGUUUUGUUGGAACGGCCCAGUAUGUAUCGCCAGAAUUACUAGAAUCCAAGAAAGUGGGGCCAGCAUCUGACCUCUGGGCUUUGGGCUGUAUAUUGUACCAGAUGGUUUCUGGGCUUCCGCCUUUUAGGUCCAGGGGUUUUAGAAAGUGAUGAUAGAUUGGGUGCACGUGAUCGAAAUGGGUAUCCAAGUAUAAGAAGCCAUCCUCUCUUUGCUGGCUUGGAUUUUGAUACCUUACACGAAUUGACACCCCCGGAAAUCGUCCCAUUCAUGCCACAUGGAAACAAUGAGAUUAAUUGGGAGCAUAAAAAUCAACCAGGAUUGGAGACAAUUGAACUUCAGUUAAUGCUUGGCUUAGAUAUAAGUAAUGAUGAUAAUAACAAAGCUGUUGAAAAUAAAAAGACUGAAUCAGAGGCUGUCAAGAAAGCUGGUAAGAAAAAUAUGGCUGAUAUUAGUGAUGAAGAAUAUAUUUUAAGGCUGGCAGCACAGGAGAGAGAAAACAAGUGGCACAGAUUUGUUGAAGGGAAUCUGAUCCUGAAGCAAGGACUCAUGGAUAAACGCAAGGUAGGGAUCUCUGGAUAUUGGAUGAGAAGUGGAGAAUUAAGUAUUCCACUACAGCAGCUGCUAUGGCUGAGGAUUCCAUAUUCCACUUCCAUACAAGAAAACUACAGAUCUCACCUCAAUAACCUAAGCUCAGGGGCCCAGUGUCCAAGGCAUAACAUGCAUGUUACACUUGUCAUUGCAGGGUUGGCCAAAACCAUUGGUUGA
Molecule: messenger RNA, 1367 nt
Organism: Penaeus monodon (black tiger shrimp)
Lineage: Eukaryota; Metazoa; Arthropoda; Malacostraca; Decapoda; Penaeidae
Product: putative 3-phosphoinositide-dependent protein kinase 2
Biological process (GO): intracellular signal transduction; peptidyl-serine phosphorylation
Molecular function (GO): ATP binding; protein serine/threonine kinase activity
Source: RefSeq, a predicted model, not a curated record